UUCUGAUUCCUUCCGACUUUUCCCAACUCAUUUCACAGAAAUACUAAUCAAAUAUAUACAUAUCACUGUCCUCUUCCUCUUUCACAAGCCAUGUGAACCGCCGAAGCCAAACCCCUCUCUCCCUCCUUUUAUUAUAAAAACCACAUUCGUUUCCCUCACACUCACAAAAAGCUAUUCAGGAACCAAAAUCCAAAAUGGGUUUUAGGCUCCAAGCUCUGUUCCUCACAUUUCUUCAAGCUCUGGUCUUGUUUUCACAGGAAGCAGUGUCAGCUGGCCACCAUGGCAGCCCUUUGAAACGUGGAAGAAAGCAAGUGACCAGCUGCAAUUUGUUCCAAGGCAAUUGGGUGUUCGACCCUUCUUGGAAUCCCCUAUACGAUUCCUCGAGCUGUCCCUUCAUUGAUGCCGAGUUUGAUUGCAUAAAGUACGGAAGGCCGGACAAGCAGUUCCUCAAGUACGCAUGGAAACCCGACUCUUGCAACCUGCCAAGGUUUGAUGGGAGUGAUUUUCUGAAGAGAUGGAGUGGGAAGAAGAUAAUGUUCGUGGGGGACUCGCUGAGUCUGAACAUGUGGGAAUCGUUGUCGUGUAUGAUACAUGCGUCGGUGCCAAAUGCCAAGAACACUUUUGUGAAGAAGGACCCGAUAUCAUCUGUGAACUUUCAGGAUUAUGGAGUGACCUUGUUUCUAUUCCGCACGCCGUAUCUCGUAGAUAUAGUCAGAGAAGACGUCGGCCGUGUGUUGAAGCUGGACUCUAUCGAGGCCGGAAAGUAUUGGAAAGACAUGGACAUGUUGGUCUUCAACUCAUGGCAUUGGUGGACCCAUAAGGGAAACGAUCGGCCAUUUGAUUAUUUUCAGGACGGGACAAACUUGUACAAAGAUAUGGACCGUUUGACAGCAUAUCUCAAGGGGCUUUCCACUUGGGCAAAAUGGGUUGACACAAAUGUUAAUCCUUCUAAGACCAAAGUUUUCUUUCAGGGGAUUUCUCCGACCCAUUACCAGGGCCAGGAAUGGAACUCCCCGAAGAAGAAUUGCCAGGGAGAACUUGGGCCGCUAACUGGAUCGACAUACCCAGCAGGGGCACCUCCAGAAGCUGGUGUUGUAAGUAGAGUGUUGAGUACUAUUAAGAAUCCAGUUUAUUUGCUCGACAUUACGACACUCUCACAGUUAAGGAAGGAUGCUCAUCCCUCAACAUAUAGCGGUGACCAUUCAGGUAACGAUUGCAGCCACUGGUGUCUGCCUGGGUUGCCUGAUACAUGGAACCAACUCUUAUAUGCAUCACUCAUCAUGUGAAAAUCAAACACUGAGCAACAAUAGCAACCAGUCCUAGUUUUCCUUUGUUUAUAUACAUUGCUCGUGUAUUAAAGGGGUUCAGAUUUCAGAUUCA
This is a messenger RNA of Rosa rugosa (rugosa rose), 1380 nucleotides long. RefSeq names its product protein trichome birefringence-like 37. Gene Ontology annotation, molecular function: O-acetyltransferase activity. The coding region runs from base 195 to 1286 and encodes 363 amino acids. The transcript has 5 exons. Gene Ontology annotation, cellular component: Golgi apparatus. Lineage: Eukaryota; Viridiplantae; Streptophyta; Magnoliopsida; Rosales; Rosaceae. The record is from RefSeq and is a predicted model, not a curated record.